AUGGCGUCGGCGUCGUUCGACUUCGAGUUCGGCGGCCGCGGCGGCGGCGUCGCGCGCGCCGCCGCGGGCGCGCUCGACGAGGACGACGACCGCGCGGAGGAUCUCGCGCUCGCGGCGUUCCCUCUGACGCAGAUGACGCUCGGGGUGUGGAAGGCGAGAGCGCACGGCGGCCUGCGGUUCCUCCUCGCGCGACGGUCGUUCGUGUUCGUCGUCUUCCGCCGCCGCCGCGCGGUCUCCAGGCUCGCGCGCGCGAGCGACUUCGCGCUGAACCUCGUGAACAAGGCGAUGCCGAGCUCGCGCCUCGUGACGUCGCGCGUGCCGACCUCGCCGUUCAAUCUCGAGAGGACGUCGUCGUCGAGCGCGUCCGCGUCGGAGGCGGCCGCGGCGUCGGCGAGCACCCCGCGCGCGGACGCGGCGGUCCCGGGGACGCCGACGGACGACGCGGCGGUCACCGGCGGCACGCCGUCGUUCGUCGCCGGCGUCGGGUUCACGCCGCCGAGGGGCGCGCGUCAACAUCAACAUCAACGCUCGACGACCAACCACCUCGUGCUGACGUUCGAGGUGAAGUUCGAAGACCUCGUCGGGAUGGACUACAAGAACCCGCUGUGCGAGGACGGGCGCGUCGCGAUCGAGGCGCGCGCGGUGACGAAGCGCGCGUUCGCGGACUACGACGCCGCGAUCGCGUUUUUCGAGGCGCGAGACCGCCGGGCCGACGGCGGCGAAACGAAUCGAAACGCGCGCGGAUUUUUCGACGCGAGCGGCGGCGCGGGGUCCGCGGUCCCGGUCCGGGGUUCGUCGGGGAGGCGGUCGGGCGAUCGCGAUCGCGCCGCGCGUCGACGACUCGGCGGUGGGAGCGGUGGGAGUGGGAGCGGGGGCCUCCGCGCGCGGGAGAGGGAGCGAACGCCGCCGCCGGCCGCGGAGGAGGAGGAGGAGGAGGAGGAGGAGGACGACGAUGACCGCGGCGGCGGCGGCGGCGUCGCGCGGAAGCGCUCGCGCGGCGUCCUCGAGCCGUCGUUCGCGGCCGUCGACACGAAGAAACCGUUCAUGCCGUUCGCGGUGAAGCCGCCGGCGGAGGGGAUGGAAGACGGCGCGUCGACCGACGCGGCCGCGGCCGCGGCCGCGUCGCCGCCGAAGACGCCGCGGGAGGACAUCUUGCGUCGACGCCUCACGGUGGACACAAAGACGAAGCGCGCGACGCCGCCGAUACCGGAAACGGCGUCGGACGGCAAUUUUGUGUCGGACACCACGAUGUCGGACACCACGCCUGCCGCUCGGAUAUCGCACACGCCGCCGUUCGACACCCCCGCGGGGUACCGAAACGACGGCAAUAACGCGGGGAAGGCGGCGUCGCGGCGCGCGCGCGUCGGGUAUAGCCCGGAGGCGUCGCGGUUCAAACCCGCCGCCGUGGGCGGCGAUAACGACUCGUCGCGCGCGUCGUCGUCGUCGCGCGCGUCGACGACCGCCCCGGCCACCGCGUCGUGUGUGUUCUUACACCGCACGAUCAUCGCGUGCUUCGACGACCCGGACCUCCCGGCGGCGCUGCGACGCAAAGUCACGUCGCGUCAGCGCCUCUUGCGUCUCUACGAGAGCGGUCUCCCGCCGUGGGCGCUCCUGCUCCCGUCGUUCGGGUUCUACUAUCGCCCGUACCUGCGCGGCGUCGCGCGCGCGCUGUUCGUGCUCGUCUCCGUCUUGUCCAUGCUCGCGGGGUUCUACGACCUGUACAAGAACAUCCCAGGGUUCGGCGCGGUGCUGACGCGCGCGCUCGGGCCGUUCGUGACGUUUCUGGAGACGCACGCGUCGACGCGUCUCGCCGUGCUCGCGUCGUAUUUGUUCACUCAGGCACGUUCUAUACACUGGUCCCCAUACGACCGCGUUCGCGUGGUGAACGCCGAUCCUUAA
Molecule: messenger RNA, 1899 nt
Organism: Micromonas pusilla CCMP1545
Lineage: Eukaryota; Viridiplantae; Chlorophyta; Mamiellophyceae; Mamiellales; Mamiellaceae
Exons: 1
Coding region: 1-1899 (632 amino acids)
Source: RefSeq, a predicted model, not a curated record